CCCACCCGCCGCAUCGCACGCAUUAGCAUGGAUCUCAAGAAGGAACCGUCGCCCGUGCAGCUGGAGGACGCAAAGCAGUAUCUCGCGUCCAACAAGGUCAUGGAGACGUUGAAGUUCCUGAUGAUGUCCCUGCUGACGCAUCGCCCAGACGACCCGCACAGCUUCAUGGUUGCAAAGUUGCAGGAAAUGAGAAGUGCAAAGGUGCGCGGCCAAAGCUUGCAGUUCUACUCUCGCGAUAAUCUCUCGGCAAUUUUCCGGAUUCUCGAUUCGUCGAAUCGCGGACACAUAAACCUCGACCAGUACACCGAAGGCAUGAAGACCAUCGGCGCAGUCAACUUCAAUCCACGACCGAUGGGCGGCGCAAAGAUUCUGAUGGACACCUUCAUCGACGAGGCCCAAAUUGCCAUGGCCCGUCCAUAAUCGCCUGGUUUCGUCCAUGGGCAUCUCAGCCAGUGUCCCAUCGUCUGUGUUCCUGAGCUCCAGCGAAGAAAGAUGAGCGCGGAUGUAUAUCCAGCACCGGCCUCAAAGUUGGUGGAGUGGAUGCUGGGCUAUAUUCGCGUCGUUCCAUACCGUCGACGGAGCAGCCAUUAGCCCCACCGUUGCUGCUGGUCACCGCUAUGUCGCUGCUCGCGAAGAUGAUCUUGAAUACACACGG
Polychytrium aggregatum is the source of this 655-nucleotide messenger RNA. RefSeq lists its product as uncharacterized. The transcript is spliced from 6 exons. NCBI's taxonomy places the organism in Eukaryota, Fungi, Chytridiomycota, Chytridiomycetes, Polychytriales. The record is from RefSeq and is a predicted model, not a curated record. The coding region runs from base 28 to 420 and encodes 130 amino acids. Gene Ontology annotation, molecular function: calcium ion binding.